Caenorhabditis elegans is the source of this 2148-nucleotide messenger RNA. NCBI's taxonomy places the organism in Eukaryota, Metazoa, Nematoda, Chromadorea, Rhabditida, Rhabditidae. The record is from the annotation of a RefSeq genome assembly.
AUGCCACGUUCCAUUUUCUGGGCUCUUAUCAAUUUUCCACUACUCAUCACUUCAACAUGUCCUGAUCUACCUGAUCUACAAACCCCGGGAAAAUUGUGUCAAAAGAAUUCGGAAUGUAUGCCAGAUAUGCUGUGCUUCUUUGGCGAAGAAAAUGAGAUUGGAUACGGGAAUUGCUGUACUUAUUCGUUCGAUACCUACAGAAAUGCAAUGUUUGGUUUUGCGAUUGGCGAUAAGGAGUCUCGAAUUUCAGCCGAUUUAUUCUAUCCGCAAAGAGCAGAACCUUGUGAGAGCUCGAAGCAAUGUCAGAGUAAUGAAGUUUGUAUGGUCUCGAUGAAGGAAGAUUACUCUGAGAUAUGGUACGAGAAGCCCAUCAAUUCGACAGAAAGAGGAUACAUAAAGCAUUGCUAUAAAAGAUCCAACGACUGGGCCCAAUCUUCAAACUCUCUGGCACUCAAAUUCUGCAACUCUAGCUAAUCACUGCUACAAAAUCCCCAAAAUGUUCAAUUUUAAAUUUAUAAGGAUAUGGAGAAGUGAUAAGCUGAUUAUAUAUUCUCCACUUAAUCAUGGUCGUUCAAAUAUGACAGUUGAUAAAGCAGAGCUCGUGAUGGAAGAGAUGGAUGAAGCUGAUGAGAGGAGUGUUGAGUGGAAGUUUGCCCUGAACGGAUUGCAAUUGUAUUACUGGAAGCAAUUGAGUGAUUGCUAUUUGAGGUUCAAAGGGAGCCUGAUGAAAGACAUCCCUCCAGCUAUUCUCCGUAUCCGUGGAGCCGACUUAUCGUGCACCGAGGCUGUGCUAGACAGUCAGAAGAAACGACAAAAAACGGAGGAUCUGGAAAUAUUUGGUGGCAGCUUGUUCAUACGACCCCUUCGAAUUGAUAAUGAGGGAGUUUGUGGAAAUCCUGGUCUCAAUUGCCCCGACUGCUUCAUAGACGGAAAACUGCACACCUGCACCAAACAUGAAGAUUGCUAUAGGAUUGGUGACGCGGAAUGGAUCAAUCGAAAUGAAAAGUCGUAUUGCAGUGAUUACAGUUAUCUAGGGAAGCGGUUAUGCAAAACGAAGCAAUACACAUGCCCGCCGGAUUCCUUCAAUUCUGACGGUGUUCUCCUAAAGGAUAAAGCCCAAUGCGUUGAUGACGUGGAUUGUGAGGAUAUGGAGGAUUACGCGAAUAUUUCAAAAGGAAAGGAGAAGUUUUUCCCUCACUGCUUCUACGGUCGAUGCUGUGCAAGAAGAAUGCUGUGCGAUGCCAACGUCUUUCCAUACGCCUUGCCAGUGGAGGCCAACUCACUUAAAGAGCAGGCUCCGUGUUUAAAAGAUGAAGAAUGCGAUUUGUUUCCGGAUUUUUUAGGCACCUGCGUUCACCAUCAGAACGUCACCAACAUCCUGGAGAACCGCCGCUUCAAAUAUUUCCCCACUAACAAUAACGUUAAGCCGAAAGGCUACGGAAUGUGCUGCUACAGUAAGAAGAGCUCGAUUUGCUCGACAGGUGGAACACCGUUCGAAGUUGAGCUCUCCGACGGGCCAUGCUCGAAUCAUAUCGAUUGUAACCCCGACGAGCUACCGUUUAAGUGGAAUGCCUACUGUAGUCAGAAUGCGAAGAGCAAUAUGUGUUGUAGAGAUACCCUAGUUGAUUCCCUGUGCCCGGACGGCUUCACUCCAUACCGUACUCAACAAAAAUGCGAAGGCUACCACCCGUUGAGCAAAUCAUCCGGAAAAUGUCCGAAGAGCAAUGGAAUGUGCCACCGCGGUCAUUGUUGUCCCAGGUUGACAAUCGACGAGGCGAGAAAAGCGACUCCCUACCACCUGAACUACGUCACAGAUACCCAAUGUGACCCAACGGAGCCACUGGAUUUCGUGUAUCGCUGGGCGUUUUGUGAUGAGAUUGAGGAGAAGAUUGUGGUGAUGGGUGAUCGGAAUGCCGAUGGAACUGAGCUCAAUUGGCAGCAGAGUAGGUGUACGAUUAAUAGUGACUGCGGACACCCAAAGUUUCGCUGUGUUCAUCAGGUCUAUGGGCUGAGAUAUUGUGUGGUUCCGCCGGAUUACACUGAACCCAACGACCGGCUUGAUGUCACAUAUUUGUCGAUUUUCAUCAUUGCCACGUUUCUCACAACUCUGCUCAUUAUAAUCUGCACACCGACGCCGGCUUUUUAAAU